Cotesia congregata is the source of this 5679-nucleotide messenger RNA. The record is from the annotation of a GenBank genome assembly. Lineage: Eukaryota; Metazoa; Arthropoda; Insecta; Hymenoptera; Braconidae.
AUGAUCAUUCAUUUUAUCUCAGCUAUCCAUUACUUUGUAAUUGCUAAUUUAACAAUCAAGACUCAAGCAGUGGCAAUGACAGACCCCCAGUUAGCAAACAACACUAGUUGUAACAACAAUAACAAAACAAAUCCAAUCAAAACAAUCAUUCACCAAACUGACUCCUCCGAAGUCACUCGACGAGCUCCCGCUAGUGACGUCACCAAGAGCAUCAACAAUAACAACAACAGCAAAGAGUCUUCCAAGGCAAAGGAGUCUUCCGAAAGCAGCAGCGAGCCCCCAGAGACCAAAAAAACGGGAUACGUGUGUCCUUACUGCAAGAUGUCCUGCUCCAAGCCGAGCGUUCUUCAAAAGCAUAUAAGAGCGCACACCAACGAGCGACCAUAUCCGUGUCUGCUCUGCGGGUUUGCUUUUAAGACAAAGUCUAAUUUGUACAAACACCGACGGUCGCGAGCCCACACCGCCAAGGCCGAGGGAACUGCCGAUCAAGCUAAGGUGUCAGAAGAUUCGGACAUAAGUUUAUCAGACAGCGCAAGCAACGGAACGGGAACGCCACCUCCUCUGGCAUCCUCAGUAGUAGCUUCUAACCACCUCGAAGCUGCUACCAAGACAGUUAAAACUGGCAAGAUCUACAAGCCAAAGUUUCACACCGCUCUUGAGUCCGUAAAUAAUGACCCGGAAAGUUUGUCUGUAUCUCCGCUCGCGACAACUAUUUCUACUUCCACUUCAUCUUUAUUAUCAUCAUCUUCUAUCAUAUCUAGCAGCUCGAACGGCACGUCGACAGUUUCUAUAAAGCCAAACGCAGAGCAACUCCAAGAACACAUUGACAAGAUUAUCACCGACAAUCAAGCAAUCGUUGAAGCAGUAGAUCCGCGACUCCAUAAAUUAAUGCACCGACAACAAUCACAUCCAGCAAAACCCUCCGAGCAGCCGCUAAAUUUGUCUUCCUCUCCCGAAGUUGUUCUCUCCUCGCGAAAGCGGCAUCUAGGUGAUACCCAGGAGGAUAAAAAUCAAAAGCCACAAUUAAAUUUACACUUACAGUCAGAGCCUGCGAAUCAAGGAUCUAUAAUAAAAGAUUUGCUGCUGAAAAAUCGUGACGAUUUUGUCUGCGCAAACUGCAAAAUUUCCUACACCAGCGCUGAUAAUUUGGAAGCUCACAAGCGUUAUUACUGCAAAGUAUCUUCUUCCUCAUCAUCACUAUCGUCUUCUUCAUCGUCUUCCUCAUCUCCAAGUCCAAAGCGGGACUUUCAAUUGGACUUGGAGAAACGUGAUAAUGAUGACACCAAGUCAGAGUAUUACAACACCGUGAAACCGCUUCCUUCGCCGGGUCCUUUGCUGGGAAAUACCAGGCUGGUCGACGCGUACACUCCACCAGUGAAGAAACACUGUUUAACCGAGCUGACUGUUCCUCCUACAAGUCUGAGGUCUCUUGAAGAGCUGUCGAAGUACCCGAGACCGAACUCCUUGCAGAUGUUCGGCGGACAAGUGAGAAUACUGGACAACACUGGUGAAACUAAAACCAUGCGAAUAGAACCACGACAAACCAAUUCGCCCAGCGAUGAUAUGACCAAUCACAACAGCAAAUCUGGAACUUCUGAGACAUCUUCGAUAGUCGUGAGGUCCAGCUUGCACUCUGGAGGUACUAUGGUCCACAAACCACCCGGUGGGACUUCAGUCAGCAGCAGUGUCACUAAUUCAUUGUCAAACUCCAUAUCUAUGCCAAAUGCGCCUCAAAUGCUGGCACCAAUCAUACCAAACAUAUCAACUCCAAACAUCGCGCCGACAAUGACCUGCUACGGGAAUUAUCUCGAGCCGAGGUUGAACCCACUGACAAUCACUGCCUACAAUCCGCUGACUCUUCCCUCGGGAAUAUCAAGCAUCAUGCAUGGUGGAAAAAUAAUCCCAUAUGUUCCAGGAAUGCCGGGACCGCACACACUUAUGAGUGACAUAUCACAGCCUCAAACGGAUUCUUACAAAUUACCUGUUCCGGGAGCUCAGCCGCUGGACCUCGCGAGUCCUGUUAAAGUUGGAGCUACAACGCCCUACGUACCUGGUAUUCCUGGACCAGAAGACUCAGUCAAGCCGCUUUUCACGCCCCUGGAUCUGGCCAAGGAUCCCAAAGUCGGGUUCAAGCUUCCGACUAACGGGGGAGUGAUUUCACCCAAAAUUGUCCAGGGUGACAACAAGUACCGCAGGCUGUCGUCUUGUGAUUUUAAGAACAAUAAUAAUCCAGAGGUAGAUAACAAUUUUGAUCGUCAUAUUCACAAAAAUUCUAAGUACAAACUCAAGGAUAAUUAUGAUAAAAAUUUUAAGACCGAUAAUGUUAAUAUUAAUGGAAAUGUGAAUUUUGAAAGAUCCUCACCAAAGCUGACCGAAAACCGGAAGCGACCUGCAAGUUGGGGAGAUGAUGGUUCUAUUAAUGACAGAAGAAGUCCCUUGGUCGCCAAGUACGAGCAUGGAGAAGGAAGGGUGAGAAUGUCACCGGAAACGGUAGCUAAUGGUGUGUUUUUAAAUGGCCGAGCACGUGCUGAGAGCGUUCCACCGGUGAUAAUAAUGGAUCUAGAUACUGCGAGCAUUCAGCAAGAGCCAAAGUCUUCACCGGAACUGAUUGUCAGUCUAGAUAGCAAGCAGUCACCUUCGUUAGAAAGAGAAGUUGAAGAAAAAACCACUAAAUUCCUUCGACCCUCGUCUUUGCCGUUAAAACCUGGGACUUUUACGCCCAAAAGACAUCACGGAAUCACACCGACUCCGUACACUCAGCCCCUGAUCAGUCCGGAAACCCCGAGGCCCAGGAAGUCGUAUGGACAGCUGUAUUUAAACGGACACGCAUAUACAUAUCUAGGUCUCAAGUGCUCGACGAGAGUGUAUUACUGCACUCUGAAUCGACCACAGCCGAUGUAUGUCACGCAGCAGCAUCAUCUUUCUAUGUACUCCAAUUGGAAGAUAUUCAACGACCUGCGUCCUGACAGGAACCUCGCGAACUACGACUCGAGAAACCGAAGCUCUAGUUAUACUAUUGCGUGGAAGAAACAAGAGCUGCUGCUCACUCACUCGUCUUACAAACCUGUCAAGCUGAAUUCUUCUCCAAGCCCAGACAGUGAUAGUGCGCAGAAGAUGGCCCGGAGGAUCAAGAUUUUUGAUGGUGGUUUUGAGAGCAAUGAAGAUUAUACCUACGUGAGAGGCCGAGGUAGAGGAAGAUAUGUCUGUGAAGAGUGUGGUAUUCGGUGUAAAAAGCCUUCGAUGCUGAAGAAACAUAUCAGGACACACACAGACGUGAGACCUUACACCUGCAAGUACUGCUCGUUUAGCUUCAAAACAAAGGGGAACUUGACCAAGCACAUGAAGUCUAAAGCGCAUUACAAAAAGUGCAGGGAGUUGGGGAUUGAUCCGGUUCCUACGACUGUUUGUGAUGAGAAUAUUGACAAAGAAGCGAUCGCUAGGUUGACUGCUGGUGGAGGUGAGAACGCUGAUGAGUCUUCUGAGGAGGAAGAUGAUGAAAGUGAUAAUGAAGAGAGUGAAGAGUCGGGAACUGAUGAGCAUGAAGCGGCUAGAAGUUUGUUAAUUUUGUCUCAGCCUAGUAAAAAUAGGCUUCAAAUUCCUGGACUGGUUCCUGCUUGUAGACCUGCGACUUAUCCUUACGCUCUUACUACUCUGCUGUCUACGAGCACUUCGACGGCUACUACGACGACUGCUAGUACGGGUUCAGUGACUUCUGCGACGGUUAUUCAGAGUGAGGCUGCCAGUAAUCGGUAUUAUUUUCCUAGCAGGUCGCUGGAUAGUUCUAGAGAUAGUGUGAUAAGGUCUACGAAGGUUGAAGAGGCUAAGGAAGAAAUUAUUGAGGGUCCAGCUGGUGAAGCUGAAGAUCAUCAGGGCACUCGAGGAACUACCCAGCCGAUGGACUUGACUACGAAGCCCGCAAUUUUGGAUUGUGCGAAGAGGUCUUCGGUUGAUAUUCUCACGCCUGUUUCAGAGCCGAUUUUGAUGCAGACGAUUGUCCAGACUAUGGAGAGACUUCCGCCGGGAAGAGAGUGGAAACCUGAUGCAGAAGGACACAUGCUUCAGGCUUAUUUGACGGAGAGACAUGUCAUGGAUAGCAAGAUCAAGCAGCAGUAUCGGGUGGGAGGUUUUAAAGUUGAGAAGAAAGUUUUUUCUGGGAGCAAGUUGGAGAAUUCCAGGGGAAGUUUGUUCUCCAGUUCGACGCCUACUGUUACUUAUACGGAUAGUAGGAUGCAGUUUGCUGGGAAGAAAGAAGAUGUUGGACAGAAAGUUGAGGCCAAGAGUGAAAGAAGGCCCUUUGAUAUUGAGUCCCUGCAUUCGCAGGAACUCUUGAGGCCGAGAGUUAAUACUCAGGAGUAUUUGGUCGGAAGAAACUACCCGGAGGUUGGGCAGGAGCUUAAGCCCUUGGGCAAUGAGACUAGAGAGGCUGUUGCUAGUCAUGAGAGACAAGACUUCAUUCCGUCCCCGGGUAGGGAAGCUAGGUACGAGAGACCUGUGAGACCUGUGAGUGCUGGAUUGGAAUUCAAGGUUCCUUGUUCGGAAUUCAAGGAUAGGGAGACUCCUGAUACCAAGGAGUUCAGACCGAUGGAACCUAGAUUGGUUAAUGAGAUUGGCUUGAGGCCGCUACAUGAUGCUAGGAGUAAUUCUGAGAGAGUCCUGGCUGAUGUUAAGAUUAAUGUUGAGGGCUUGGGCAAGCAGAUUGGCGUGGCUGUUGUUGAAGGCAUCAAGCAACAGCAUAAUGUAGUGAGGAAAAUGGUUGUUGCCGGUCCUGGGUUCAGGUCCCCUUCGCCUUCACGUGCUGGAAAACCUAUGGCUGAAUUUUUACCACCGUCCGGUGUUGCACCCAACUAUGUGAGCAUUGGAGAAGAUGGCCGGAGUACAUGUGGAAUUUGUAACAAAGUAUUCAACAAGCCAAGUCAAUUGAAGCUUCACAUAAACAUCCAUUACUUCGAGCGACCGUUCAGAUGCGAAAGUUGCGCCGUAUCUUUUCGCACCAAGGGCCACUUGACGAAACACGAGCGAUCUGUUUCUCACCACAACAAGGUCAGCAUGACGUCGACUUUUGGCGCUCCAACGACCAGCAAUCCACGGCCAUUUAAGUGUACUGAUUGUAAAAUAGCCUUCCGGAUACACGGACACCUUGCCAAACACUUGAGAAGCAAAAUGCACAUAAUGAAGCUAGAAUCGUCUCAGUACCAACAAAGUAUACCCCCGACAACAACUACAACGACAACAACAAGUAGCGGUGAAGCGUCAUCAGAUGAAGGUGAACCUAUCCCACAAUUUCCAGUUUCGCCGACGUCAUCUCCAUCAGCAUUUACUCCAGCGACAGAUAUACCUUCUUCGGUGUCGCGAGCAUAUCACUCGCCUAUUUUAUCAGUGAUUAGCGACCGCAAUAAAUCACCCGUCGAAUCUCACGUGCCAAAUUCACGAUUUGAGGAUAAAAAUUUGCCUGCUUCCUCUUCAUCCUCAGUGGAUACUCAUUUGCCGAACGCGUUCAUAUGUCAAACGUGCACCACGUCAUUUAGAAACCUCGUCGAUUUACAAGUCCACUGUUUCGUCGAGCACAAUAUUGACAACAGAAAUCAUCCAUCAGAAAGCGGUCCAACUAAUGAAAACAAUAUUAAACAAACAAACGAUGUUGACAUAAAUAAGGUACACGAUAAAAGCGAUGAUGCAUAG